Molecule: messenger RNA, 3327 nt
Organism: Trichobilharzia szidati
Lineage: Eukaryota; Metazoa; Platyhelminthes; Trematoda; Strigeidida; Schistosomatidae
Source: the annotation of a GenBank genome assembly
AUGUCUUUAAAGCAAGCAGUUGCGAAAAAACUUAUGGAUGAGAUAAUCGUCCCGUUAAGAAAACCUAAAGACUGGAAAGUGUUGGUAUUGGAUAGGUUGGCCACUAGAAUUGUAUCUUCGUGUUGCAAGAUGCAUGAGAUAAUGAAUAAUGGAAUUACACUUGUUGAGGAUAUUUCAAAGAAAAGAGAAGUGCUACCAAUUGAAGCCAUAUAUUUAAUUACUCCAACUGAAGAGUCUAUAAAAUUGCUAAUGGAAGAUUUUCAAGGGUCUCAGAGUCAGUAUCGCUAUGCGCAUGUGUUCUUUACCGAAGCUUGCCCAGAUGAACUAUUCAAUCGUUUAUGUCAAUCAAAUUCAGCUAUAUUCUUAAAGACAUUAAAAGAAAUCAAUAUGGCUUUUUUACCCGUUGAAUCUCGAGUUUUUUCAUUGGAUUCACCGAUGAGUUUUCAGUAUUACUUUAAUCCUGUAGCAAGACAACAAGGAUCUGGACAACAACUUGAACGUAUAGCCGAACAGAUUGCUACACUUUGUGCAACAUUAGGCGAAUAUCCUGUCAUUCGAUAUAGAACUCAGUUUGAAAGGAAUGCUGAAUUCGCCCAGUUAGUUCAACAAAAGCUGGAUGCCUACAAGGCUGAUGAUCCUCAAAUGGGUGAGGGUCCACAAAAAGAUCGAAGUCAAUUAAUUCUACUUGAUCGUGGAUUUGAUCCUAUCUCGCCUAUUCUUCACGAGCUUACAUUUCAAGCCAUGGCAUAUGAUUUAUUGGCAAUUGAAAAUGAUGUUUACCGUUACAUCAAUACAUCAGGUCCUGAGGAACGUGUCAAAGAAAUCAUCUUAGAUGAGACUGAUGAAUUAUGGUGCGAACUACGUCAUCAGCAUAUUGCAGUUGUCUCACAACAGGUGACAAGCAAGUUGAAGAAAUUCGCUGAAGACAAACGUAUGGUUAGUGCUGGUGAUAAGACAACAAUGCGUGAUUUAAGUCAAAUGUUGAAAAAAAUGCCACAGUAUCAAAAAGAGCUAUCCAUGUAUUCAACCCACUUUCAUUUAGCUGAAGAUUGUAUGCAAACGUAUCAAAAUCAUGCUAAUAAAUUGUGUAAAGUUGAACAGGAUUUAGCUAUGGGUACAGAUGCCGAAGGUGAACGUGUUAAAGAUCAUAUGCGUACAAUGGUGCCAAUAUUAAUUGACCAGUCAGUAUCAGCUUAUGAUAAACUACGUGUUAUCCUGUUGUAUGUUGUUCAACGUGGUGGAAUAAAUGAAGAGAAUUUAGCUAAAUUAGUACAACAUGCUCAAAUACCUUCAUCACAAGCCUGUAUUAUACGCAACUUGAUACACUUAGGGAUACCAAGCAUACAAGAUGCUACUGGAGCUAGUAUUGGUCGACGAAAACUUCCCCAGCCUUAUUUACCUGGUAAUCGACGUCAACGUGAAGAUGGCCCAAGAUAUCAAAUGUCUCGUUGGACGCCCUACAUCAAAGAUCUUAUGGAGGAUGCUGUUGAAGAUAAAUUAGAUCAAAAGGCAUUUCAAUACUUUGGUGGUGGACCUGUUCGUGGACCGGGUACCCGGACAGGGAAUGCACCAAUGUCAGCUAGAUAUGGUAUGUGGCAUAGGGAUAAAAGUCAACAACCACGUUCUGGGCCCAGACUGAUAUUUUUCAUUAUCGGUGGAAUAUCCUAUUCAGAAAUGCGUUGUGCAUAUGAAGUAAUGAACACAACAACUGGUAAACAAUGGGAUAUUAUUGUCGGUGGAACCCACCUCCUAGUACCUGAAGGAUUUCUGAGCGAUUUAGAAAAAUUAUCUUAUCCACCGGGAACAGUACUUCCAUCAGCGAAUACUAGUAGCGGUAGUGGAGUCGGUGGAGGAGCACAGGUGAUUGUUGGAGCUGGGGGUGAACCAGUAUGAACGGAGUCAUAGUUUCUCUCUCCUCUCCCUGUCUCCACACUCACACACAAACAUUUCAAUCAAUAUCUAUGCUUUGUUUGAAAUGAUGACAUAAGAAGUUUUUUUCUAUACUUCAGUUUUUGCCAAAAAAGGUUAUUUACUCUCAUAUUUAUCCUCUCGUUUCUUUAUUUCGCAUUUUUCCCUCUCUCGGCCUCUCUCUCUCGUUAUCUCUCUUUGUCAUCUACUCAAAAUCUCAUCUAGUCUUCUAGAAUCAAGAGAGAAAAGGGCCAGAGUGGGGGUGGUUGGGUGUUAGCGGAGAGAGAGAGAGAGAGUGGGAGUUCUAUCUAUCUAUAUUAGCAUUUUAUUGAAUACUUCUAUUGAAAAGCAUUCCUCAAUUAAUGUUAGUUAAUUUAAUCUCUCUCUCCCUUUCUAUCAUCUAUAUAUUGUAUAAUCAUGAAUGAAUAAUGUGUAAAGGAGAAGAAUUGACCUCCUCCACUGUUAUUGUUGUUGUUGACGAAGAUAGUGAUGGCGAUGUGCUUAUCUAGUCGAGUUGCUUUCGCCUAUUGACUUUCCUUUCCUCCAAAGUACCCCCCCACACACACCCCCGCACACACUUUCCGUUUUCUGUCAGUUAUACAAGCAUUCCGUAUUUAUUACUAACAUCUCAUUAUUCUUACUCAUAAUAACACGCAAUAUCUCUCUGUCCGUUUGUCUGUCUAUCUGUUGGUGCCGUCUUCUUUGUUUUCUCCAUUCUUCCUCCCUUUUAUUUUUCUUACGGCAGCUGUGUUGUGAUGAAUCUCCUCCUGCUCCUCCUCCUCCUCGAUCUCCUUGACUCUUGUGAUUGAACUCCCUACUGCUGCUACUACUACUACUACUCUAUCUUAUUUCUGCCUAGUUGACAAUUCCUUGCGCCUAAUUCGCUUUGUUUAUUCUGUGUAUUCUACAUCUCUCUAUGUCUCCUACACACUUACACACACACAAACAAACAAAUAUGCAUACAGACACAUUCCUCUAGUUUGUUUCUGAUAUAUUACCGCCAGCACUGAAGUUAUUAUUAUUAGUAUUAUUAUUAUGACUAUUAUCGUUGUUGUUGUUGUUUAAUUUCGUCGUCGUCGUUGUCGCUGUUGUUUAUUUGCGGGUCUCAGUGUUACAGGGCGGCGGCCCAUGUCAGUUAGUUUCCUCUACUCAACUCUAUUCUACUCUACUCAUCAUUUGUCUAUUUAUUUAUUGAUUUAUUGAAUAUUUAUUAGAAAGAAGAAGAAGAAGAAGGAGGAAAAGGUUUGAAAACCUGUCUUUCCUUAUUUUCCUUUAAAUUUUCACAUAGUUAUAUUUACACACAAAUACAUACACACAUACAUACAUACAUAUAUAUACUUUCCUCAUUGAGGUAUAUACAUAUAUAUAUGUAUUACGUAAUGCAUAAUAAUGAUAAUAAUACAAAAUAUAUACUGAUAC